ACACCGCCCGUUAUUGUUCCUCUUCGGCGUGAUCAAGGCUCGCUCCACCUGGCCCCCUGCGACAUAAUUCCCAGAGCCUGAGAAAGAAUUUCCCCCAUACGUGCCACAGUUAUACCUCUCUCUCUAUUUUGAGUGUGUAUCCUGCGGAAUCGCCUUCAUACAAAGCAAGAUGUCGGGCAAUUCUAAUAUGUUUAUGUACUCGCUGACUGUACUCCAACCUUCGGCCAUAACCCAAGCAAUACUUGGAGCGUUCAGUGGAAAGAAGCAGCAGGAAAUAAUCGUUGCCCAGGGAUCCCGCUUAUCGUUAUUACGACCCGAUGCGGCGCAGGGAAAAGUGCAUUCAGUUCUCACGAUUGAAGUGUUUGGAAUCAUUCGAUGUUUGGCGGCGUUCAGAUUAGCUGGUAGCUCAAAAGGUAUGUCUGUGGCUUGCCCCCCAGCUUCUGCUUCCACUUUAUCUCUGCAGUUUAGUGAUUUUUGGAAGUUGUUUAAGGUCAGCGGAACACUAGCUGGAGGGCGGAGCUACCCACUCAUAGGUAGCGGCUAGGCAACUUUUGCUGACAAUUGCUUUUCUAGACUAUGUGAUUGUCGGGUCCGAUUCUGGUCGUAUUACUAUUCUCGAGUACCAGCCACAAGUUAAUAGGUUCCACCGACUGCAUCUCGAAACUUUCGGAAAGUCUGGUGUUCGCCGUGUUAUUCCAGGGCAGUUUCUUGCGUGCGAUCCAAAGGGGAGGGCGUGCCUUAUCUCUUCGGUAGAGAAGAAUAAACUCGUCUAUGUCCUCAAUCGCAAUGCUCAGGCGGAACUGACGAUUUCCAGUCCUUUAGAGGCACACAAACCUCAUUGUCUUGUAUUUGCACUUGUAGCCCUGGACGUCGGAUAUGAUAACCCGGUGUUUGCAGCGCUCGAGGUUGAUUACGGAGAGUCAGACCAGGAUGCUACAGGGUUUGCCUAUGAGAGCAUUGAGAAAAUGCUAGUCUACUACGAGCUUGAUUUGGGGCUCAAUCAUGUGGUGCGAAAGUGGUCGGAUACUGUGGACCGGUCUGCCAAUAUCCUUUUCCAGGUACCGGGUGGCACAGACGGGCCUUCAGGUGUUUUAGUAUGUGCAGAGGAUAGUAUAUACUACCGUCAUAUGGGGAGAUCGACCCACAGAGUGCCCAUACCUAGGCGUCGAGGAGCAUGCGAAGACCCUAAUAGAAGAAGGACUAUUGUCUCAGGUGUCAUGCAUAAGAUGAGGGGUGCAUUUUUUUUCCUGUUACAAACAGAAGAUGGUGAUUUGCUCAAAGUAACCCUGGAUUAUGAUGAUGAAUCCGGUGUUUCACGAAUAAAAGUGAAAUACUUUGAUACUGUCCCUAUUGCUUCGAGCCUGUGCAUCUUGAAGAGUGGAUUCCUCUUCGUGGCCUCGGAAGGAGGCAACCAGUAAGUCUGAUUCCUACGCCUCCUUAUGAAUAACAUUUUCUUACAUUUCGCCUAGCCAUUUUUAUCAAUUUGAAAAACUGGGAGACGAUGAUGAUGAGAUUGAGUUCUCGAGUGAUAGUUUCUCACCGGAUCCACUUGACAGAACUGGUCCUAUAUAUUUCCACCCACGUGCCCCAGAGAACUUGUCGCUUGUUGAGGCCAUCGAUAGCAUGAAUCCUUUGGUUGACUGCAAAAUUGCCAACUUGACUGACGAUGAUGCGCCCCAAAUAUAUACUGUUUGUGGAUCCGGCCCACGAUCUACUUUCCGGACCUUGAAGCAUGGUCUCGAAACCACAGAGAUUGUCUCAUCCGAACUGCCCGGUGUGCCCAGCGCCGUGUGGACCACAAAGCUUACAAACGGUGACGAGUUCGAUGCCUACAUUGUCUUAUCGUUCACCAACGGGACGCUGGUACUCAGUAUUGGGGAGACGGUGGAAGAGGUUACCGACACUGGUUUCUUAUCAUCCGCUCCAACACUCGCAGUUCAGCAAUUGGGCGAGGAUGCGUUACUUCAGGUCCAUCCCAAGGGAAUUCGUCACAUUAGGGCAGAUAGGAGAGUCAAUGAAUGGCCAGCACCUCAGCACAGGUCUAUUGUUGCGGCUUCUACAAACUCCCGACAGGUUGCCGUGGCUCUAUCCAGCGGAGAGAUCGUGUAUUUUGAGAUGGACAAUGAUGGGCAGUUGGCAGAAUAUGAGGAGAAGAAAGAGAUGUCGGGAACAGUCACCUGUCUCUCGCUCGGAGAGGUUCCGGAAGGGAGGAUGCGGAGUUCCUUUUUGGCGGUUGGCUGUGAUGAUGCUACCGUUCGAAUACUCUCACUAGAUCCUGAUUCUACUUUGGAAUCAAAAUCUGUUCAAGCCCUUACCUCUGCGCCUUCAUCAUUAUGCAUCAUGUCUAUGCCUGACUCCGCAUCGGAGACAUCUCGCUCCUCAACGUUAUAUCUGCACAUUGGUCUUUAUAGUGGUGUAUACCUCAGAACAGUGCUCGACACAGUAACCGGAGAGUUGACAGAUACUCGAACAAGGUUUUUGGGGCCCAAACCAGUCAAGAUAUUCAAAGUUGUUGCACAGGGGCUACCGUCGGUCCUCGCUUUAAGCAGUCGACCAUGGCUGGGAUAUAGUGAUGCAAGAGGUCAAUUUAUGCUUACACCCCUAACGUACCCUAUGCUAGAAUGGGGCUGGACAUUCAGCAGUGAGCAGUGUCCGGAGGGGAUGGUGGGAAUUCAGGGACAGAAUCUGAGGUGAGCCCAAUGUUUUCCCACAGUAGUGCGGCUUCGCGGAAUCUCUGAUGUAUGCUAACGAAUUGGUUAGAAUUUUUACUAUCGAGAAGCUCACGGACAAUCUCCAACAAGAAUCCAUCCCACUGUCAUACACCCCCCGGAAAAUGCUGAAACACCCUGAUCAACCUAUAUUUUAUGUUGUUGAGGCGGACGCCAACACGCUUUCCGUCGCUACCAAGCAGAAACUAUUGGACAGCGCCCAAAACGGCGACACCAACGAGCUCGCCCCAGUAGAGUUCGGUAACCCCCGUGGUGAAGGCCACUGGGCAUCCUGCAUCUCUGUCGUGGAUCCCGUUGGCAAAGAGGUGACCCAGCGGAUUGAACUUGAAGAGAACGAAGCCGCCUUCAGCAUCGCGGCAGUCAGCUUCUCCAGCCAGGAUGACGAAUGGUUCCUAGUAGUUGGCACAGGAAAGGAUACCCGCCUCUCCCCGCGCAAGUCCGCAAACGGUUACAUCCACAUCUACCGCUUCAUAAACGAUGGUAAGGAGCUAGAAUUCAUACAUAAGACAAAAGUAGACGAACCCCCUCUUGCCCUCCUAGGAUUCCAAGGCCGGCUGCUAGCAGGCAUCGGCAAAGAUUUAAAAAUCUACGAUUUAGGAAUGAAGCAACUCCUGCGCAAAGCUCAAGGCCAGGUCGCUCCAAACCUCAUUAAUGGUCUCCAGACACAGGGAUCGAGAAUCAUAGUCUCGGAUGUGCAGGAAUCGGUGACCUACGUGGUAUAUAAGUACCAGGACAAUCGUCUAAUUCCCUUUGCGGAUGACAUGAUCCCGCGCUUCACCACGUGUACUGCAAUGGUAGACUACGAGACUGUUGCGGGUGGUGACAGAUUCGGCAACUUUUGGAUCGUCCGCUGUCCACAAAAGGCCUCCGACGAAUCCGACGAGGACCCUGCCGGUGGACACCUUAUUCAUGAACGAUCAUACCUCCAAGGCGCCCCCAACCGGCUGAACCUAAUGUGCCACUUCUACCCCCAGGACAUCCCAACGAGUGUUCAGAAGGCACAAUUGGUGACCGGCGGCCGCGACACGCUUGUCUGGACCGGUCUCCAGGGAACAAUCGGCCUCAUGGUUCCUUUUGUCAGCCGCGAGGACGUGGACUUUUUCCAGACGCUGGAACAGCACAUGAGGACCGAAGACGCGCCCAUUGCUGGAAGGGAUCACCUAAUUUAUAGGAGUUACUACGUGCCCGUGAAGGGCGUCAUUGACGGGGAUUUGUGCGAAAAUUUCUCACUCUUGUCUAGGGAUAAGAAGGCCAUGAUUGCCGCGGAGUUGGAUAGGAGUGUCAGGGAGGUGGAGAGGAAGAUUGCUGUGAGUCACGCCCCCCCCCCCCCCCAGAUUGUUUGAGCCAGUGGACGGGUGCUAAUUAUUCGGUAGGAUAUGCGGAGUCGGGUUGCGUAUUAGUUUGGAGCGGUUGGUAUCAUCUCAAAAAAGUAGGAUAAAAUAAUAAGGCAGAUUGGAAAACACGAUGGAAUGUAUCCUAAAAAAAAAGCGGCAGGCAGGGGAGCGGAAAUUCCAAUCCUUUUGUUUGCGAUGUGUUAUUGCUAGCAUUGAAUGCCAUUGGGUUUUCCACAAUU
This is a messenger RNA of Tuber aestivum (summer truffle), 4302 nucleotides long. NCBI's taxonomy places the organism in Eukaryota, Fungi, Ascomycota, Pezizomycetes, Pezizales, Tuberaceae. The record is from the annotation of a GenBank genome assembly.